Mugil cephalus (flathead mullet) is the source of this 3181-nucleotide messenger RNA. RefSeq names its product SERTA domain-containing protein 3-like. The record is from RefSeq and is a predicted model, not a curated record. Gene Ontology annotation, molecular function: transcription regulator activity. Bases 160 to 969 code for a protein of 269 amino acids. Gene Ontology annotation, cellular component: nucleus. The transcript has 2 exons. Lineage: Eukaryota; Metazoa; Chordata; Actinopteri; Mugiliformes; Mugilidae.
CGGCGGCUCCGCCUCCUCCCCCCGCUGCUGUGCUCUGGAUGGACCGUACAUUCCUCAUACUCCGGGUCUUGGUAGCAGAGGAACGACGGAGCGAAAACGAGCCGAGGACACGACGGAUUUCUCCCACCUCAUGACACUUCCCAAGGACGCGUAAGGUCAAUGUUGGGUCGAGGUGUGAAGCGGAAGUGGAGCUGCCUGGAGGAGCUGGAGGCCGAGGUGAUGGAGGAGAAGCAGCAGAUCGGGAAGGAGGAGGAGGAGGAGGAUGAGGAGGUGGAGGUGGAGGUGGAGGUGGAACGGGAAGACGAGUUUCUCCCGACCAAACCGGACAUGAGCCACCUGCAGCAGCAGCAGCAGCGGCAGCGGGUGCUGGGCCUCUGCCUGGAGAAGCUGCAGCGCUACCAGGCCGGGAUGGAGCUCAGCCUGCGCCGCUCGGUGCUGCUCAUCAACACGCUCAGGCAGAUCCAGGAGGAGAUGAGGAGCGACGAGGGGGCGAGGGCCCCCGACGCCGUGCGUCCCGACUCCUGCCUCCUCAGGGACGACUUCAGGGAGGACGUGUCGCUCACCUGCCCCGGGUGCGCGGAGGGUGAGGUCGACGGGGAGAAAUCCCCAGAGCUCCCCUCUCAGGAGGUAAACAUUUCCGCGGCGGAGCUGCAGAAGCCGCCGCCUCCGCCUCCGCCUCCGCCCGCCGCGACCGUCACCUCUUUCAGCGAUGCAGUAAACGCCAUGGGCUACCUCAGCGACCUCACCCUGGACGAUAUCUUCGACGACAUCGACACGUCGAUGUACGAGACCUCGGACCUGCCUUCCGCCUGGUCGUCGGGCUCUUUGUGGCCCGUCAGCGUGUCGCUGUGGCCGGACGAGGACGCCAAAGUGCGCCCGGGCGGCCACUCCUCAGCCGGGAGCCUCCAGUCCUGCCUCUUGGACCUGAACGAUCUGGACCACAUCAUGGAGAUUCUGGUCAAGUCGUGAUCAGCGGAGACAAACCCCUCUGGACAUUUUUACUGCACUUGGAUAAAUCAAGGAAUCAGGAUCGGGAGCCGCUGUUUUUCUCCCGUGAACUUUUUUUAAAGAUUUUUAAGGCUCCAUCUGACAGUCAGGCUCAGGACGGGUUUAUGAGGACGAAUGACACACUAACUGUUGUGCACAUACCUCUUAUAGGAGGGACCAGUCGACGGCUGCACGUGACUCAAGCACCGUGAAACCUCACGUGGUGCGAGUCCAGAAACGAUUAGCGGCAUUAGCUGAUUCAUUGUUUAGAUUUACAAAAAAAAAAAAAAAUCACUCAUCAGUUAAACAGCUACCUAAGAAAGCAGAGUCUAGUCUAUUUCCAAACUGUCUCCAAACGUCCCAUCUAUGUUUUCUAACCGCAGCUUCAAAGCAUUUCAUCGCGCACGCUCAAAAAGAUCCAUUUCUCCUUUUAUAGAUCCACAUCAGUCGCCUCUUAGUGUUAAUGUGCAGUGAGAGCAGAAGCGUCUAGACAAAACGGCGUUGCAACACUCGUCAGGGAAGUGUUACAACGGACGCGGGACGAAUCUUCCUUAUUUUUGUAAAUCUGUAAAUGCAGAUGGAGCCGUAAAAAUCUCGUAUUUAUUUUUUCUCCUUUUGUAAGUUUUAGCAGAAGCAGCUUUCAGGAAGAACUCAGGAAGAAGGAACCUGAGCCUCCGUGGUCUGUUAGAUCAGACCCGGGUUGAUUAUUAAUUGAAAACCCUUCAAUUACUCAAGAGGGCGUGCUUCAGCCGGGCCGGUGGGGGCAAAGGCCUCGGGUUUGUUUUCAGGAUUCAGGACUGAACGGCACCACCUACCCAGGACAUUUAAAAUCUAUAUAUUUAUUCGAAAAGGCCGCCAGUUGUAAAAGCGAGAAAACGAUUCUUAUUUAUGAAUGAAAAGUCCACCACAAACAUAACUUUAUAUGUAGAGUCUAUUGCUGGGUGUGAGUGUAACUUAUGAUUUCUUUUUGACCUUCUGUGUGCAAGAAAUUACAGUUUUUGUUUUGUUUUUUUUUGUUUUGUUUUUUUUUGUCCUCUCGAGGCAGCUCGUAUUUACGGUAAAUCCAACUUGUCAUGAAGGCAGCAGAAAAUAUGUAUUUUAAAUAGAAAUGUUGAUCCCAGUCUGGUUUGCGACCGAGGUUGCGAACGGUUGAGUCCCAAAAAUUGUAAAUGGGCAGCAGACGCCUGUGUGUUUUUAUGGCCUUGAUGGUAUGAAUUUUAUCACUGCUGCUUCACUGGGAGUUUAAAAAAAAAAAAAGAAGACAGUUUUCUAUGUGUUUCUACCUGAGACUCCGACCUCCUGUCCAGUAGACGAGAUCUAAGUGAGCGAGCGGCUGCAUGAAUCUGAUUCUGGAGUGUUUGUGGUUUACUCCUGUUCUACCUCCUGUUUGUUGCUGGUUUACCUGGACACUCCUGUUUAACUCCCGGUGAGCCAGACACAAAGCAUUUUAAACUGAAUAUCCGACCAUCUCUCCUUCUUCUUCUUCUUCUUCUUCUUCUCUCUCUACAACGUGCCUUACUACUGGACCUUUUAUUCUGAAAGCUUCAUCGAUUAAAAACCUGCGAUGAGGUUACAUAAAACCUGCUUCUUCUUCUUCUUCUUCUUCUUCUCUGUUCUUGGCCUUUUUCCCCCCUCUGUGCUCAGUGAGUACUAGAAGCACAUGAGCUUAAUGUAUCCUGACAAGCUGACAGCCAACUCGCUGAGGGAGGAGGUGGCCGUGAGGGCCAGGAGGGAGAAAUAGGAGGAGGAGGAGGAGGAGGAGGAGGAGGAGGGUGGGAGGAAGCAGAAUGCGUCACUCGUUCAUGUAGGAGGAGUUUUGCAGCUUGUUUUCGCCCGGACUCAAACCACCGACCAAUCGCACGAGACGCACGAGCAGCAGCUCCCGACAACAACUUGUUUUUGCUCCUCUGCUCAGACACGCGACGUGAAUCGGUUUGGAUUUGAGAAAUAAUAGUAAUAAAAAAAAAAAAAAAAAAACUUUUACACACUAAGAAGCAGGAAGUUGCAGUGUUAUUUAUACGUGUAUGAAAGUGGGGUCUGUGAAGCACAAACUGUGUGUCUUUGUAUAUGAUAUAAAUGUAACUGAAGGGCGCUGGGUAAUAAGAUGAAAACUCAUGAUGUAUUGUAUUUUUUUUUUUUUUUUUGUGGAAUAUUUUAUAGAUUUUAUCCGAUAAAUAAAGUAAAAAUACUAAAA